AUGACGAGCUCUGCGGAUGUUAUUGUCAUAUCUUCCUCUCCAAAUCCGCCGCGGACUCCCACAAGAACGGCGAUUGAUCCAGAUAGAGAGUUCGCCAUUUCGCCACAAGACGAAACGCCACCGUCCCUACCCUCGCCCUCGGAGCUGCUCCCAUUACCUUCGCGCUCUCGCUUCUUCCCUACGCCAAAGGCCACCGACGAUGCACCCAAGCCGAAACGCCGAACAACGAAGAAGACUACAAUUUCGGAUCGCAAUGACAAGGAUGCGUCAACCAAAUCGUCACAGAGAGCAAAGAAAGCUACGAAGGAGCCAAAGCCGAAAGCACUAGGAAACGUUGAAACAGACUCCCUUGAUUCACGGAUCGACGCUUCCAAAAAGGCUACGGUAACCGCGAAAGGUCGUCCACGGAAGAACGCAAAGAGCAUGGGGUUGGGUAACAUGACACUAGCCGGCAAAGUGACGAAGUCGAGCAGUGAGCCUCAAAUGAAGAAGACGAGUGAAGCUGAGAAGACGGUACAGCAAAAGUCACCCAGUGGCUUGUCUGAACAGCCUGGCACCAAAGAGUCGAGGGCCCUGAACAAAGAGGAAGAGCUACAUUUGGACAAAGCCAUGAGAAGAAGGGUGAAUUGGACACCACCUGAGGAGGAUACUCCUGGAGAGGUUCUUGUGGUGGAUGAUGAUGAUCAUCUCAACCAAAACGAUCCUCACCCUAUCACGACUGGGCUCGGAAAGCUUCUAUCAGAUUAUAACUACUCUGGAUCUGGUUCGGAGAUACGCAAACUCCCGGCAAAUGCAAUUCGCGGUGGUCUGACCAAGCGAAGGAGGAUAGAGCUGGUGGACCCUCAAAUUUACCACCAAACAAACAAAAUCGCUUCCAAUGAGGAGUCUUCGGUUCAAGAGGGAGACUCGUCAUCAUCCAGUGCCAAAACUAAGAAGAAGCCGAAAAUUCAGAAGCGUUUCACAACUUUGACGGCCCGAAUGACUGCCCAAUAUGCAACCAAAGAACCCGAAGAUGAUUUGAUGGGUGACAUUGUCCCAGAUGUUGGUAAGCCAAAGUCUCGACGAGGCAAAGCCAAGUCAACGGAUAAAGGCCAUAUAUUCACCGUUCUGUCGCCUGAAGCUGCUGCCAAGUCAUUGGAAACUCAGGAUCUCAUGUUCGGUACCUGUAGUCAGUUGGAAAGAGAAGAUUCCCCUCAAACACUUAGGGAGAUGCAGCAAGCUAUUCGCGAGUCAGAAGGAUUUUUUUCUGUGGAAAAAGAAGCAGGCGCCGUAUCAGGAGUCGUAUCUCGUGGAGCUGGCGAACGGGGCUUGUGGUCUGUUGGUGCUCGGGACACAGAAGGGUCUCUGAUACAGGCGGAGCCGCUGGAUAUGGUGGAUCUUACAAGUCCAUUUGAAGCCCCUCAAAAGAAAGAAUUUGCCAUCGCAACGAUCAAGGCUCAUGCUCCAGCAGCUCGGGGUGAUGAUGAUUGGCUCGACCUUGACAUUGAACAGCCUGAUACAUCGCCCAAGAAGACAACGCUGCAGCCCGAGAAACGCUCAACCCCCGUAGCGAAGCCUAAACUCGCAACCCAUGCUGAACCAGUAGUGGCCCCUCGCGGAAUUUCAGCAAAAGUGGCAAGUCAUCAACGGGCAGAGUCUCAACAGCCUUCGAUGCCGCAUUAUAGUGGAUUCACAGAUGCCGAGCUGUCCAGCCAAGUUGCCUCUUUCGGUUUCAAGUCCGUUAGAGGCCGCAAGAAGAUGAUCGAACUGCUUCAAAAGUGCUGGGAAUCCAAACAUGGAAGCUCAGUCCCCGUGACACUCAGCCAACUCCCGCAAGUUGCCGAUUCUACACAGACCGCUACUCAAACAACGAUAAACAAACCAAAAGCGAAGGCGAAAUCUAAGCAGAGCACCACCAUGUCCACAUCAAAGGCUACGACCAAAAAGGCAGAACUUGCUGCAGUGUCUACGCCAAAGAAGAGUAUACAGAAAGCCUCAAAGGCAGGGCAAAAUACCCAGCCGUCGUUCAUAGAUGUAGAGGAGAUCCAGGAUUCCGAAGAUGAUAUCUUCCUCUCCCCCAGUCAAGUGCAAAAGCGAUACACUGAAAUCUUUUCGAAAACCGCCAGCUCGAACCGUGAGCCUUCCCUCGACAUCACGACAAAGUCAUCACAGCCACAGAGCCCAACGAAACGCAGGACGACCACCGCCAAAUCUGCACGCACGGCAAAGCAAGUGACAACCUCAAUAUCCAAAGCCGACAAGGUAGACUCCUCCAAGCGGAGCAGCCUGGCAGACCUAUCUAUGCAGAUCACCAAAGCUGUACGGCUUCAGUCCCAGUCCUCUCAUCCAUCAACGCAUGCCAGUCGACUUCGCCCAACGUGGCAAGAAAAGAUUGUGAUGUACGACCCCAUCAUCCUGGAGGACUUGACAGCCUGGUUGAAUGUCGAAGGGCUUGCUUUAGUUGGAGAGGACCGCGAGGUCCACACUGGAGUUGUACGGGGGUGGUGCGAGAGCAAGGGGAUCUGCUGCUGCUGGAAGAAAAACGCACGUUGGUGA
This is a messenger RNA of Penicillium atrosanguineum, 2535 nucleotides long. RefSeq names its product protein slx4 (gene slx4). Gene Ontology annotation, biological process: DNA replication; DNA repair. Gene Ontology annotation, cellular component: Slx1-Slx4 complex; nucleus. The coding region runs from base 1 to 2535 and encodes 844 amino acids. The record is from RefSeq and is a predicted model, not a curated record. Gene Ontology annotation, molecular function: 5'-flap endonuclease activity. Lineage: Eukaryota; Fungi; Ascomycota; Eurotiomycetes; Eurotiales; Aspergillaceae. The transcript has 2 exons.